AUGAAGGCUGCUUUACUUUUAUUUGUCUUGUUUGGUUUUGUCUCAUCAAAAGCCAUUGUUGAGCAUUUUACAAACACUGGUAGGUAAUUUUAUGUACAGUGGUCUCUAUAUAGUGAACCAUCUGUAUAAGCAACUCUCCUUAUAGUAAACAAGAAAUUUGGCCUCGUCAAGCCAAUUUGCACUAAAAAGUCUCUCUGUAAAGACAACAUCCCUUAUAGUAAACACAAAAUGUCGGUCCCUUCGGAUUGCUUGUAUAGAGAGAGCACUGUAUCACGUUGUUUGGUGAUGAAUUGUCCAUAUGUUAAAAUUUUUAAACAUAUUAUAGUGUAAAUGUAUUACAGAAGUAAAAGAUGAGCCAGACCUUGUCACAUGUGUAAAAUGCAGGGCUAUUAUCCAAGUUUUAAAGAUGGUCAACUACGAAGCCUUACAGAAGAAAAAUAAAGAAGAACUAAAGGAAUAUCUUGUAGAAAAAUGCAACAUUGACUUUGUCGGCAUGAUUUUUAAAGGUUUGGUGAGUUUUGCUUUUGCGGUGUUAGAAUAUUUGAGUAAAAUUAAAUGAAACAUUUGUAAAUGUUUUUAGUGCGAUGAUAUUAAAAACGAUGGUCCGUUUUUGGAUGUGAUUUUCAAGACUUUGCGAACGUCAUUGUACGAAAUCUACGAAGUCUUAAGAGAGUCGACCAAAUGUCCUUCCUUGAAUGAUAUGAAAAAGUGUGAUUAG
This is a messenger RNA of Bursaphelenchus okinawaensis, 718 nucleotides long. The record is from the annotation of a GenBank genome assembly. NCBI's taxonomy places the organism in Eukaryota, Metazoa, Nematoda, Chromadorea, Rhabditida, Aphelenchoididae.